Messenger RNA from Tigriopus californicus, 5471 nucleotides. RefSeq names its product cAMP-specific 3',5'-cyclic phosphodiesterase 4C-like. The record is from RefSeq and is a predicted model, not a curated record. The transcript has 14 exons. Gene Ontology annotation, molecular function: 3',5'-cyclic-AMP phosphodiesterase activity. Bases 1885 to 4617 code for a protein of 910 amino acids. Gene Ontology annotation, cellular component: cytosol; nucleus; perinuclear region of cytoplasm. Lineage: Eukaryota; Metazoa; Arthropoda; Copepoda; Harpacticoida; Harpacticidae. Gene Ontology annotation, biological process: signal transduction.
UAGCUCCUCACCUACAACGGCGAUUAGUAGUACUUUUUGUGCAAGGUCUCUCCAAGCAAGUGUUCCUCCUGCCACUAUUACUACUACUGUCACCACUGAAACAACUACUACUUUUACUGCUUGUCGCUAAAAUACAACGACGGUCGACUCAGAUCUAAUGGCACGACAACACACUCACACACAGCCAAUUCGUCUGUCUUCCCACAGUGACUUACUUAGUAAGUUAGUUAGUUAGUUUGUUUGUUACUCACUUACGGAGGAACUCGCUCUCACUCUUCCUCUCGCAAACCAAAGUAGUCACUUGGGUGUCGCGAGCCGAAAUUUUUCGGCAAUUCUGCCCAUACCGUUCAUUCGUUCGUUCAUUCGUUCGUGUGUUCGUUCUGUCGGUUCGCUGUCUUGACACUCAGAGGCCAAAGUGCCGUAAUUGAAAGUGCUGACCAGUCGCAUCCAUCGCACUGUUUGUGCAGACAUCGUCGAAUCACUUCCAGUGCUGGUCUAUUAAUCCCGAGGCCAUCAUUACAACCAACAUCCAACAUCCCCAUCAACUCAUCUUUCCCGCACCACCAACCUGAUAUGGUCAUUGCACGUACACGAAAAACUGGCACACAGGCAGGCGACUCCCAAGUGAUGUGUGAGUCUCUGAAUGGAUAAUUGAACGAUCCAAGGAGUGUGCCACUUGAUUGGAAGGACAAGGUGAUCUCUUUACCUUUACCUUUUGAAUUCAUCAUCAUCCUGAAUGGUUCAUCAUUCCACGAGCCAACCACCGAUCCAUCUGUUCGAGAUCUAAAUUUCGACUACAAUACGCAUAUCUACCCAGCCAUUGUUUCUUCUCCCCGUUGUGGGAAAAGAGAACAUUGAUCGGUGCUGCCCUCUGCCAUCCAAGGCUGACUUCUGGAAAACAGCAGAUUUGUUGCUUUGGAAAAAGGUUUUACCAUUUUCUCUUUCUCUCGCCGUCGCCACUAAUGGAAAGUCGGUUCCAAUUGAGUGGUAGUGAGUGGCACCUGAUCCAAAGACAGGGAAUGGGUUCUGAAUGUAGCCAUUUGAAGGCUUGUUCCAUGUUCCAAAUUCCCGCCAUUCACGUGCACACUCACGAGGCGAAUUAGCCGGGACUGACCAGGACUCCAGUUUUUGGCCCCAUUUCAAGACGUUCGUUGUUCCCGAGCAACAUUCCAAAUUUCACAGGCUAGCCAGCCACGCCAACAACACUCCUGAUGACGACACGGCCUCAAACUCUUGGAGCUGUGUGAUCGAGUAAAGCUUUGAAAGGCUGAUAUUGAUUAGGGAGCAACUUUACACUGACGGCAGUAGCUAUGGGGGAACAUGAUGACCCUUAAAAACUUGGGCAUGAUGGCCUUUGUUGAAAACGAUUUCAGGAUCACUUGCCUUCAAGACCCAAGCGCUACUUGUCAGCUCUGCCAUGUGGAAGGCCGGCCUUCAUUCUAGCCUUCGUGCCCACGCCUCUAAUGAGGGCCAAUAGUUUGGUCGUCAGAUGUACUGCAUAGCCCAUUUCUUCCCAUCCUCGAAACGGCGGUGACAACAACGACCCAAGGGUGUGAGGAAUCUUUCCCUUUCUCUGUGAACUAAUCUCCCCAAAAGUUUGCCGAUAGCAUUGCGCUCUUGGGAAUUGAAGUAACUGAUGAAUUAAAAAACUGGGAACCCAAGAUCGGUUUUCAAUCUCCCUCUUGAGGAUCGGUCAUUUUGAAUAAUCCAGUUGAUGUCUUAACUCAAAUUGGUACGUACUAGAAGGAGUUUCCAUUCCUCGCUGUUGUCUGUUGCAUGUACUCCUCGGAAAUCGGCAAAUCCUCACAACGAGCGAACAAGACGACACAAGACAAAACAGCCAUGUAAUCCUGAUCCGUGCCAUCUGGAUGUGAGAGGCAGAUUAUGUUUGUGUUGUUGCAUGUCUUGCAAGAGGCUCUACAAAGGUUAAACAAACAAAAAGGGAUCCAGCCAGCUUCUCUCUCGUCCUCAUCCUCAACGAUAGCAAUACCACCCUCGCCUCUUUCUUCCACGCCAAUGUUAUCUUCAUUGUCGAACAACAUGUCAUCCUCGGGGACGUUGGUCCCCGUGCGAGGAAGUGAUGGGAGCAUGAGUGAUCAGGCCUAUCGGCGAGACUCCCUUCGGAGCAAUGGCAGUGCGGGUGAAGGGCUCCGAUUUGAGGUCGGAGGAUCCGAGGGUGGAUCCCAUGCCACUACUCGUAGCAAGCGAAGGCACCGAAGUGAUGUGUCUCCGGUCGAUUUUCAAGAUCGAAGGAACUUAAGGCAGCAUUGGAUCACGUCGGCGCCCAAGGGCAGCCUCGAGAUCCGAAGUCCGGCCAAGGACUUGGCCAUGCAACAGAACCGUUUUCGGCCCACCCUACGCGAAAGGCCGCAGAACGCUAGUGACUCUAAACUGUCUUGUGAAUCGCCCUCGAAGACGAUUGUGAAUGCCACCAAAGACUCGUUGACCAGUGGGGAGGAUAAGUCCGGGGGUGAAGAUGGGAACCCAGAGGGAACCCUGCCCAGAACCUUGUCCACUUCCGUGCUCAGGAUUAAGCAUCGAAGGACCUUCUGGGAAAAAGUGAUUGGUGAUGAUGUCAGCACCAGCACUCACCACCUCCACUUGGCUGCACCUUCAGCUGGCGCACCUUCAAGCGCCUCUGUGGCUGCAGCGGUUGCCGCCACUGCAGCCGCAACGGGUGGCAGCACUCUCAGUUCCCAGGAGCAGUACCAUUUGGUGAUAGGAUCAUCGGGAACUCCGGGACCGAAUUGGCCAGAACUAGCACCUCCAAGCACCACCACCAUCACUUCACUGAUGCCCCAACGGUCCUACAGUCCCAAUUUGAAAUGGUACCGCCGGAGUACUAGCUCGGAGGACCGAAAAUUGCAGUUGAUCGUUGGACAUGGAGAGGAUUUGAUUGUGACACCGUUUGCCCAAAUUCUGGCUAGCCUCCGAACUGUGCGUAAUAACUACGUGCAAAUUAACAAUGUCUCGCUCCAAAAGUCUCGGACGGGUUCUUCCAAUGGACCAAUUCUCCCGUCUGCGUCUUCAACGCCAGUCAAAAUGGACGCUGAUGAAUCUCACGUUCGAAUGGCCAUUGAGACCCUGGAGGAAUUGGAUUGGUGUUUGGAUCAAUUGGAAACGAUUCAAACUCACCGCUCGGUCUCGGAUAUGGCUUCUAGCAAGUUCAAGCGUAUGCUCAACAAAGAGCUCAGUCAUUUUUCGGAAUCAAAAUCUGGCAAUCAAAUCUCGGAAUAUAUUUGCAAUACUUUUCUGGAUAAACAACAAGAAUGUGACAUCUUGAUUCAGCCCCCCGUGAUCCCGCCACCCCAAUUCCAAUCCUCCACGCCGGGGGGUGUCCCUUCUUCCCACGGCAAGCCCAGAGCCACGCCCAGUGUCACGCCCAGUGUCACGCCCGCCUCGGGCACCAGCGAUGGCUCGUGCACGUCACCCAUUCUCAUGAACAAGAUCCCGGGUGUGACGGACAGCCUCAAAGCUCCCAAAGCGUUGCCGGACGAUUCAGCCAAAUAUGGUGUCAAAUGCCCAGAAUCUCCUGAACUGGAUGAGAUUAUGAUGACCGUUCCAUCUUGGGGGCCAGAUUUGUUCCGUUUGAAGGAGUUGACCGAUAAUCGACCCCUAACAGCAGUCACCUACACGAUUUUCAGGGAUCGGGAUCUGCUCCGAAUAUUCCAAAUAUCUCCCCAAACGCUUGUCUCAUUUGUCAUGACCCUCGAGGAUCACUAUCAAAAAACGGUUCCUUAUCACAACAAUGUCCAUGCCGCUGACGUCACUCAGUCCAUAAAUGUUUUGCUCAACUCACCAAAUCUGGAGGCCGUGUUCACCCCCCUGGAACUGAUGGCAGCAAUAUUUUCAGCGGCCAUCCAUGAUGUAGACCAUCCAGGUCUAACCAACCAAUAUCUUAUCAAUACCAGUUCGGAAUUGGCUCUCAUGUAUAAUGACGAGUCAGUCCUGGAAAACCAUCAUCUGGCUGUGGCAUUCAAGCUAGUUCAGAAUCCAGAUUUUGACAUAUUUGUCAAUCUCACCAAGAAACAGCGACAGACGGUUCGGAAAAUGGUCAUUGAUAUGGUGUUGGCCACGGAUAUGUCCAAGCACAUGAGUCUUUUAGCCGAUCUGAAGACUAUGGUGGAGACCAAAAAAGUGGCCGGAUCAGGUGUCCUCCUACUGGAUAACUAUGUCGACCGAAUCCAGGUCCUUCAGAAUAUGGUUCACUGCGCGGACUUAUCCAACCCAACCAAGCCACUUCCUAUCUAUCGCCAUUGGGUGGAUCUCAUCACCGACGAGUUCUUCAGACAAGGCGAUCUUGAGCGCGGACAAGGACUAGACAUCAGUCCCAUGUGUGAUAAAUUUAAUGCCACCGUGGAAAAGUCUCAGGUGGGAUUUAUUGACUAUAUCGUGCACCCGUUGUGGGAAACUUGGGCCGACCUGGUCUAUCCUGAUGCCGUGGACAUUUUAGCCAACCUUGAGAACAACAGAGAUUGGUACUUCAAUCAAAUCCCCCUAAGUCCUGGCCAAUCAAAGGAGGAUUUGGAUCGCGACGAAUCAGAGAGUGACUCCGGGGACUCGGAGACUGGAGCACACUAUCAGGACGCCGAAUGCCAGCCAUUGCAACAAGUUUAGAGAUCGAUUCCCGAGGAUUAUCUUGGCAGAACAACCCACCAAGGACGCCCUAUCAAAGGCUCUUUGGAUGGAAAGCUCCAACUUCAAGCGCCAACCUCAAGAGCCAUCUCGUGACAAAUACAGAAAGCACAAACAAAGGAAGUGAGUGGGGAACCAAUGUGGAUUCUUGGCACCAGCGAUGAGCGGUGUUGUUGUUGUCCAUGAUGAUCAAGACGAGAUAAAAGCAAUGCAAUCUUGCAGGGAUUAGAUUGAAAUCCUGCGGAUAUUGGGAGUAAGAAUACUGAUUACUUUCUCAACAUAUCCUCCCCCCUAAACACCCAUCAUACAAUAGACCAGCCAAUGGAUGAGAAAUGAUUGCAGGAAGUGUUCUUCCAACCUCGUGAUGAAGGCGCUUAAUGACUUUACUGAAAAUUCAGGUCUUCCACCAUGAAGAACAACUCAAUGUGUUUUUGUGCCAAAAUUGCCCAGCCAGAAAUUCCAACAGUGUCAAUCCACAUAUCAUCAUCCUCAUCCUCAAGACAUGCCAUAGUCAUCAAUUCAACACAUUUUUUACCGCAAGAUUCAUCUCGAGACAAGAUGUGGUGAAAGUGACUUCGAGUUUUCAUUUCAGUACGAAUGUGAUAAAUUUAGGAAAAUAUGGGAUGAUCUAGGAGGCCGUUCUAAAAAAGAGAAACUUUGAAUACCAACAACCACUAUGACAAGUCAUGAGGAACACCCAUAUACAUACACACAAAUUGAUGUCUAUAUAGCAUAUUUUAGAGCAUAAUAUCAGGUAUCCUAAUAACAACAGUAAACCGACCUAAAUAAAUCGUGAACACAAAUGAAAUAUAAAAGCUGUAGAAAAAAAACCGAAA